This is a messenger RNA of Macadamia integrifolia, 3487 nucleotides long. Its product is annotated as DNA-directed RNA polymerase III subunit RPC4-like. The transcript is spliced from 13 exons. Bases 2159 to 3040 code for a protein of 293 amino acids. Gene Ontology annotation, molecular function: DNA binding. The record is from RefSeq and is a predicted model, not a curated record. Lineage: Eukaryota; Viridiplantae; Streptophyta; Magnoliopsida; Proteales; Proteaceae. Gene Ontology annotation, biological process: transcription by RNA polymerase III. Gene Ontology annotation, cellular component: RNA polymerase III complex.
AUAAAGAUUAAAAGGGUCGGUUGGCUAAAUAUGCCGCGCUCGCCCUCGUAUGGUGAGUGCUGUAUGGCUAUCAAGACAUAUGGCCGACAUAAUUUGUGGAACCUAUAGGGUUGGCUCGCUCGGCCGACCCUCCAUUUACCAUAUCAAAAUUUUAGGCGUUACUUGCAUGAUAUUGUGUUUGUGCUGAGGUUCAAGCAGGCUACUUACAGGUUUAUUUGAUCUAGAUUGUGCCGGCGAAAUCUGACUAUUUAGAUUACAUACAGAUGGUAGCAGCCAAGAAUCUGCGCUGGUGUUUUUGAGCAGAAUUUGUAUGACGAAAUGCCCCUGAGAGAUUCCGUUGCUUGUCUAUGGUACGGGAAUACCGUGGUUACAGGUCGUGCUUUUUAUCAAAAGAAGAGUGGUUACAGGUUAUGCUCAUGUUGGAGCUCUUGAUUUUCAUGAGUGUGUGAUCUAUAAUUUGUUGAGUCUUGAUUUAUAUGUUGAAUUCUGCAUUUUAUUGAUGUGGGGACUGUAGAAACACAACCCUAAAACGAAUGGAAAAACAAGAAGCAAUGCACAGCUUUACGAGGUAGCUGAGUUAAAUUCCCUGUCACUUGUUCGAAAGAACGCAGUGGGGAGAUGGUAGGCUGAUAGCUGGAGAUUGAGAGGAAGUGCUCUUCUUUCUAUCCAAAAACCAUAGAUGGGUUCCAUAAUCCAGCAUUGUGAAAUCAUCUUCACAUUUUCAGAUCUAAAAAGGAUUGUGGUUCUAGUGAACAGGAUUUGAGUUAUCUGCUCAAGUUGGAUUGGGUUAUAAAUGAAAACAACCCAAUAAUAUUGUACCUUUGAAGAAUGUAAGCUAAAAUUCACGAAUUCUAUGGUGGAGCUGGAGCACAUGGGGAGUAUUAUACAUUUUUCACAAGAUACUACAUUUCUUAGUGCCUCCAAGUAUCCAUCAUUGGAAGCUCGCAUAGAGAUGGGCAUCGUUUUUCUGUAAUCUGAUCACAAUCUUGAAUGGCAACAGGUGAUUUAGUUUUCCCACUAUCUGAACCAAGAUUCUCCAUUGCCUAGAACUGGGAACCAUUGGUUUUGGGUCCAGCAUUUGCAGGACAGAACCCCAGGCCCAGUGUGCUUGAGCUUGAAGUUCUCAUCUUCAAACUUCAAUCCAUAGUGACUUCUGCAAAUUGUUCCAUCACGAUUCCGGCUUUCAUCUUUCGGUUCGGAAUCCGUAGAAUCUGGUUGCAGAAAAGAUGGUGGGGAGAACGAAAACGAAAGAGAGCUGAUGAAUGGGUAGAGAAUGAAAUCUCCGUCAUCCUUCCAGAAAUCCUCUAGCGAAUGGACUAAAAAGUCAUCGAGAGGACAUUAACAGAAGGGACAGUUUUUAACUAUUGCACAGCUUUUGAGCUUAACAGGCUUUUCAUUACAAGCACCUGCAAGCCUUCGAUGUAUGCUUAACCCUUUAGGGAACGUAAGAAAAAAAAAAAAAUUGGGAGAACUAACCUAAGAUCUGAUAAUUUCAUCUUGAAGAUGAUUAGAAGAAAAUAGUCAAUAAAAUGAUCAGAUUUUGAUCUGUGACCUCAGGAUUCUUCAGAAUUCUACAGAACCAAACCCAUGUUAAUAGAAAUAAAAGGUUCAAUUUUUAUAGAACAUCUAACCUUCAUCUUGAUUUUGGAUGCUGGGUUUUAAAUUUUUAGGGUUUUUCUACAGGGUACACAAAUUUAUAAGGGAAUCACUAGGGUUUUAGGUUGCUGGCCAGCUAGGGUUUUUUUGCAGUUUUUCUUUCUCAAUCUAAUUACGAAAAUACCCCCGCUGCCAAUGUAAAACUACUAAAAUUACCAUUCUUUGCGAAAUAAAGCUAACUUCCAUUGAUCGACGUGGGAGAAAAACCAGCGACACUAAUGGGCUAAUGGAUAUAUAAUAAUGGCGUGGAUGUCGCAGAAGGUGGGAGUGGGACUGUGAGAGCCUAAUAGACGCAAACCCAGUUCUCUGUGGUGUCUUAGGAGUACAGAGGGAUUUGAAAAAUUUUCAAUUUUGAUCUUUCAUGGAGCAAGUACAGGAAAUUUGAAAUGUUGCUUUCUUAGCAUGACUUAAGCUAAUAAAAUUAUUUUGCACCAAAUGGUCUGCAACUUCCAGAACUAGCUUUUUCUUCAACCAAGAAAAUCGAUCAAAAGGGGUACAAAAAAUGGAGCCAGAUCCAACUCCAUCUGCUGCUCCUAGGAAGGUGAAAUUUAAACCAAAAGUUCCUCCUCGUAGAGCAUCCAAACCUGUUGAAAUAAAAAAUGAAGCGAUUGAGAAUGAAGAUGUCAAGACCAGGGAAUUGCUGCAGCGUAUCAAUGAAAGUGCUGGGAGGGGAAGGCCUAAAAUUGAAAAGAAAUCGGCACCUGUGCAAGUUGCAUUUGGUCAUGGACAAGCAUCAAGUUUCAUGAGGUCAUAUGGCCCUCCCAAGAGCAGUGCUAGCAGAUUUCAAGAUGGUGCUAACAUGUCGGGGCACAUGUUGGAGAAAGAAUACAGAGAACCCUGGAACUAUUGUUCGUACUAUCCUCUCACCCUCCCUGUGAGGAGACCAUACUCAGGAAACCCAGUGUUUCUUGAUAAGGAGGAAUUCGGGGAGGAUUCUACAAACAUGACCAAUAAUGAAUAUUCUACAAAUUCAGCUAUUGAGCUUGGGCUAAUGGAAGAACAAGAAGAGCCAAAAAUGAUCUUUCUUCAAUUGCCUACAUCUUUGCCUUUAGUAAAGCGAUCAGCAACUGCUGAGAGCAGUCAGACAACCAGAAGUGCAGGACCAUCCAGUAAUGUGGUUCCUUCAGAUAAAGGCUGCAGCUUGGAACAGUUACCGGCUGGUUUAAUGGGUAAAAUGCUAGUAUAUAAAAGUGGGGCAGUCAAGCUGAAGCUUGGUGAUAUUCUCUAUGAUGUUUCCCCAGGUUCAGAUUGUGCAUUUGCUCAGGAUGUUGUGGCAGUCAAUACUGAAGAGAAACAUUGCAGCAUCCUCGGGUUGCUUGACAAGCGCGCCGUUGUUACCCCGAGUGUCGAUUCCCUCCUGAGUAGGAUUGCGGACAUGGAUUAGUAUUCAUUCAUUUUUUCCCCCCUCCUUCAGCUCUGUUUGUUUCCAGGUAAAAUUGGUGCAGAAGAGUAUGAUUUUACUUGAAAAUUUUCACAGAAAAUGUAUAGUGUUUCUAGUUCAAAUUAAAUAGAAAAUUUGCAGGCCUUAUACUACAUAGUUUUGGGGUAUUGAGGAGAUAAGAUCAGGAACUGCGGUCAGAAAUUAUUUUGGAACCAUUUUCGCUUUGCUUCAUGAACACAGCUUUUGGUACUUUGUUAUUGCAGAAUACUGCUAAAGUUGGUGAUAGAAUAAGAGAGAUGACUCCCCAUCAUCCUUCCCACCGAUGAAAAUGAGAAAUAUAAAUAUCAGUAAGCGUAAAUUGAUGUAAUAAAAAAUUGUGAUGAUAUUGUUUGACAUGUAAACAAGUCCUCUCUCUCUCCUUGCAUAAAUCACAUGGUAAGUUUGAUGAUC